Molecule: messenger RNA, 296 nt
Organism: Staurois parvus
Lineage: Eukaryota; Metazoa; Chordata; Amphibia; Anura; Ranidae
Source: the annotation of a GenBank genome assembly
GCAGUGUCCUCACCACGGCUGGUUUUUACCGGCCGUCUUCUCUUGCCGCCACCGUCAUCUUCAGUGUGGGCACCCGGCUGUGACAGUUUGCGGCUUCACAGCUGGGUGCCCACUGCGCAUGCGCGAGUAGCGCUGCACUUUGUGAAUGGUCCCGUAGUCUUCUGGGACCUGUCACGUGUCCCAGAAGACUACGGGGAGGGAGGGGGGAGGAUGACUUCCGCUUCAGAUUGCCUUAGGUGAUCAGUGGGAGUGGGUACCUAUCAAAUUCGGGUACCCGCUUCCCAAAGGUGCCAAUC